AUGGCCCAUUUUGGCUUACAGGAAGCCGACAGCUAUAUUGAUUACGACAAAUUCCUCUCUGAUUCGUUCGACGCCAAUGGCUAUGCCGACGCCAUCAUCAGCACUUCAGGCACAGGAGACAAAGCAGAAGUGGCAGCAGCGUUAUCCAAUCUCUCAUUCAGCAUUGCCAGCCUUGACAAACAAAUCCAGAACGAGGUGGCAGCCAACUAUCAUACCUUACUAGGCCAAGUGCGUGGUAUACGCGAAUUGGAAGUCGUGCUUUCCACAGUCCAGACGAAUAUCAUUGAACUCAAGCGUUCUUUGGCAAGGUUGGCAACCAAGAUACGGGAUCCUUACAAUCAGCUUCAAAGCUACAAUAUCCAACUUGAGAAUUUGCAAUACACCUCUGAUCUUUUGCGGAGAUUGCAUCGCUUUAUCGUGCUGGCUCGAAGACUAGAAUCACAACUGGGCACAACUUCAUCGGAUCGUGACAUGUCAGCAGCUGCAUUGACGCUCUAUGAACUUGAAACCAUUAUGCAAGAUCCCGAUUUGGAUGGCAUCAAUAUCAUCACCACCUCACAAUCAUUUAUACAAUCCAGCAGGACAAGUGUUGAGGAAGAAGCGGGACGUUUGGUGAAUGACGGCUUGACAACGAGGAAUCAAACACGCAUGGCAGCUGGUCUGCAAAUCUUGUACAACAUGAAACAAAUGGAACAAAAGGUGGACGAGCUUUUGCAGAACAUAUCAGACGAGUUGGCCCGAGAAAUUCGUCGUGCUGUCGACAUGUCAUCAUUGCAAAAGGAAAUGCGAGGCUCCUCUUCGGGUCCUGCUGUUCGUCGCGUCAACCAUGAACCAACCUUUGCUAGUCAAUCACAAUGGUCACAGGCAAUAUGGAAUCGGAUGGAAUCGCUCACCAAAACAAUGAAGGAUGGAUGCAUCAAUGUGUACAGCUUGGAGAAGGUGCUUGAACUAAAGAGGGAUUCUAUUACCCAAACGACCUAUUUGGAAACGGCUUUGAAGACCUUGGAUGCAACCAGCCUUGUCAGUCGAUUUUGGAGGCAGCUUUCUGCUACAUUUGAGAGGGAGCUUCGUGAAGCUACAAAAGCAUCCACAUUCCUGCGAAGCACCUUUGUCAGUGAGUAUCCAAAGUUGGAACGGCUAGUACAAGACUUUUUGUCUCAAAUCGCUUUACACAAUGGCGUGUCCAUGAAUGACUUUUCACAAAGCCCAGAGUAUAUCAUCAUGUUACGGAGUAUCAGUGUAUUCGAGAGCGGAUAUCGUGCCAAGUCAAAACGAGAGAACACUUAUUAG
Molecule: messenger RNA, 1290 nt
Organism: Lichtheimia ornata
Lineage: Eukaryota; Fungi; Mucoromycota; Mucoromycetes; Mucorales; Lichtheimiaceae
Exons: 9
Coding region: 1-1290 (429 amino acids)
Biological process (GO): intra-Golgi vesicle-mediated transport
Cellular component (GO): COG complex
Source: RefSeq, a predicted model, not a curated record